Alnus glutinosa is the source of this 450-nucleotide messenger RNA. RefSeq lists its product as uncharacterized. Bases 1 to 450 code for a protein of 149 amino acids. The record is from RefSeq and is a predicted model, not a curated record. Lineage: Eukaryota; Viridiplantae; Streptophyta; Magnoliopsida; Fagales; Betulaceae. The transcript has a single exon.
AUGAACGAGGUAUUCCGACCCUAUCUCAGAAAAUUUGUAUUAGUUUUCUUUGAUGAUAUUUUAGUCUAUAGUCUGAACCUUAAAGAACAUCUAAAGCAUUUAAAGCUUGUACUCGAGGUUUUAAAAGAACAUCAGCUAUAUGCCAAAGCCUCGAAAUGUAAAUUUGGGAGUUUGGAGGUAGAUUACUUGGGCCAUGUUCUGUCAGAAGAAGGAGUGAAGGCUGACCCUGCUAAGAUUGUGGCUAUGAAGAACUGGCCACACCCUCGUACUCCCAAGGCCUUGAGAGGAUUUCUGGGUUUGACCGGGUAUUAUAGGAAGUUUGUUAAGGGCUAUGGAGGAGUGGCAGCACCUUUAACGGCACUGUUAAAGAAAAAUUCAUUUGGAUGGAAUGCUAGAGCUGAAGAGGCUUUUCGAAAUCUUAAAGAACUGAUGUCCACCCACCAGUGUUAG